CCUGUCGCAUUUCUAUUGGGGUACCAAAUGCUACUCCACUGCGUGCCGAAGUUGAAGAGAACCUCUUCUCCAUCGCCACUCUGCUCUCUCCCGAAUCACACCUUCUCCUCCGCUUCAGUCUCUCCUUUCCGGUACCCAUUACCAUAUUCACCCACACUUCCUCAAAACGAUACAAACACACGCCUUAGAACCAGCCCUGAUUCAACCUAUACCCACCAUUCAUUUUCCCCAUCACAGUAUGCAUCUUUCCUCCAAUCUUGUAUUUCUAGAAGAGCCGUCGAGCACGGAAAGCAGCUCCAUGCCCAUCUCUGCCUCACUGGCCUUGGUUUUCAUCUUGUUUUAGCUACUAAACUUGUUAAUUUGUACUGUGUUUGUGACUCUUUGGUGCAUGCCCACCUUCUGUUCGACCGAAUUCCCAAAGACAAUUUGUUUCUUUGGAAUGUUUUGAUUCGUGGGUAUGCAUGGAAUGGGCCUUACGAAGUGGCAGUAUCGCUUUACUACCAAAUGCUGGAGUAUGGAAUUCUUCCCGAUAAUUUUACCUUCCCGUUUGUCCUCAAGGCGUGUUCGGCACUCACGGCGAUUAAGCAGGGGAGAGAGAUUCAUGAACAUGUGAUACGUACUGGGUGGGAAAAGGACGUCUUUGUGGGUGCAGCACUUAUUGAUAUGUAUGCAAAGUGUGGUUGUGUGGAGAGUGCUAGGGAAGUGUUUGAUAAAAUUGUGGAGAGAGAUGUUGUAUUGUGGAAUUCUAUGCUCGCUGCCUAUUCCCAAAAUGGGCGUGCAGAUGAUACACUUUCUCUUUGCAGUGAGCUGGCCUUAACAGGCUUAAGACCCACUGUUGCAACUCUGGUCACCGUGAUCUCAGCUUCUGCUGACAUUGCGGCUCUUCCCCAAGGAAGGGAGCUUCAUGGAUUCAGUUGGAGACGAGGGUUUGAAUCUCAAGACAAGGUGAAAACUGCCCUUGUUGACAUGUAUGCCAAAAGUGGAUCAGUGAAGGUUGCUCGGAAUCUGUUUGAGCAGCUUGUAGAAAAAAGGGUUGUUUCUUGGAAUGCCAUGAUUACUGGGUAUGCAAUGCAUGGUCAUGCUACUGAAGCAUUGAGUUUGUUUGAGGAAAUGAGAAAACAGGCUCAUCCGGAUCAUAUUACUUUUGUGGGUGUUUUAUCAGCAUGCAACCGUGGAGGUUUGCUGGAUGAAGGGUGGAAAUUUUUUGAAUUGAUGACGAGAGAUUACCAUAUAGACCCAACAGUUCAGCACUACACAUGCAUGGUUGAUCUCCUUGGCCAUUCCGGUCGAUUAGAUGAGGCUUACAAUCUUAUAAUGCAAAUGAAAGUCUUGCCAGACUCUGGCGUUUGGGGUGCAGUAUUGAACUCCUGCAAAAUACAUGGAAAUGUGGAGUUGGGGGAGCUAGCAUUGGAGAGACUGAUGGUGCUCGAACCUGAUGAUGCAGGGAACUAUGUGAUUUUAUCAAACAUUUAUGCUCAGGCAGGUAGAUGGGAUGGAGUUGCCAAGCUUAGAAAAUUAAUGACAGACAUGGGACUAAAGAAGUGCAUUGCUUGUAGUUGGAUUGAAGUCAAAAACAAAGUCCAUGCUUUUCUUUCUGGAGAUAUGUCGCACCCUAUGUCUGAUGAGAUAUAUGCUGAGUUAGAAAGGGUAGGGGGACUUAUGGCAGAAGCUGGCUAUGUGCCAAAUACCUCUCCAGUGUUCCAUGAUGUUGAGGAUGAUGAGAAGACAGGAAUGGUGUGCAGCCACAGCGAAAAGCUAGCAAUUGCAUUUGGACUCAUUAGUACCCCCCCUGGGUCCAGGCUUCUUGUGACCAAGAACCUACGGGUCUGUGAGGACUGCCAUGUUGCCAUCAAAUUCAUCUCAAAAAUCACAAAUAGGGAAAUUAUUGUUAGAGAUGUCAAUCGCUACCAUCACUUUAAAGAUGGCAUAUGUUCUUGUAGUGACUUUUGGUGAAUUAGAUAAGGAGACGUCUUAGUGAACUUUUCAGGUUCAAGAAUUAUUUGCUGUUAACAGUGAUUCAAUAAUUGUGAUGAUGGAUUCAAGAAAGAAAUCUAUUGGAGGAAAAGAAAAGGAUGCCCACAAUGAAGCAGCAAGUAUGUGGUGUUCAUCAUACCAUGAAAGGGCUUUCGGGUAUUCUGGAAGUAAUUUUAAGUUAUUGCUGCAUGUGGGAUAUUGUGAGUACAGAAUAUUGACUUCACAGCAUAAAAAAGAGUUCUUAUUUCAUACAUGUAACUUCUGGAUGCUACAAGAAAUUUGGGAUCGUGGUAAUUGUUGUUGCUGAAAGCAUUGUCUUGCAGAUGAUUUAUGGUCAUCGUAUCAGAAAGGAUUGGGAAUAUCAACGUGGAAUCUCCUGGAGUUCAUCAUGCUGGAAGAUGUCAGAAAGACAAAAAGUCUCUUCAUUAACUUGGAUGCUGCCUUAUAGUUGACAGUGUUUCUAAGCUUUCAAUGCAGAUUCAUGGGAUUUGCAAAUAAUAAUACUCAUACAAUCUGAUUUCAGUUCCAUCCGCCUACCGAAAAAACAUUCUCUGGUUUUUGCUUGCGUGCGAGUUGAAUUAGACCACCUCGAUUGAGCAUGGUCUAAGGGCUUCAGGUUUAUGUUCUUACAAAAGAAAGGGAUACACUGUGGAGGGAGGCAGCGUACAAAGUGUGAUGCUGCUGCUCCAUUGAAGGAGAAAGAUGAAAUAAUCAAUCAAGUUAGGGCUGAAGGUUGUGCUCCAAGAAAAACCUUGAAUGCCUUUUAUUUUUUGUCCUAUAUCUUCUGGUUUAGCAUGCGCUGUUCAUACAGCUUUUCGUCAUGCUUGGCGUCUGAGCUGCUCACUUCAACAGGCUUACAUUACCUUAGGUUGAAGAAUUUCCUUAAUGGUUCCUGGGUGUUAUACAUGACAAAACAUGAAAUUGAUCAGUGUCUUUUGAUUAUUUAGAAACUUUUUUUGAAGCCUGGUGUUAAAAUAUCAACCCUGAAUGUCUUUGUAAAUAAAAUACAAAUUAGGAAAGUGGGUAAUUAUAGGAGAUUUGAUAUUAUUUAAUAGGAAAUUGUUUCCUUGUUUCGAAUAGGUAAUUGUAUUAUAUAUUGGUUUGUACGUAAGAACAAUAUAAAGAACAAAUAUUAGUUUCCAAUUGUUUCUUCUUUCAUGGUAUCAGAGCUAGGGUUUCUUAAACCCAGCUAAAUAGUGGCUGAUUGCAGAGACUCUACCUCCUCUGCGAACAUCACCGGCGAUUCAGAGGUCACGUCUGGUGGGAGUACGAAUGAUAACUCAGUCUUUCCACUCUCAUUGGAAAAACUAAACGGAAAAAAUUUCCGUGAAGGGGCUCAGUCCAUGAAACUGGUAAUUGAGGGAAAAGGAAAGAUUGGUUACCUUACCGGUGAGCGAAGGAAACCAGAUCCUUCCGACACUAUAGCCUUGCAGAGAUGGAGGUCCGAAAAUUCCAUGGUCACGGCUUGGCUCGUCAAUUCGAUGCAACCAUCAGUCGGAAAAAUUUAUUUGUUUUUGCCGAUGGUGAAGGAGGUCUUGGAAGCCGUACGUGAGACGUACUCCGAUGGCGAAAGUUACUCCCAAAUCUUCAACAUCAAGACCCGAUUGUGGCAGAUGAGGCAAGGCGAGAGAGGGGUUACCGAGUAUUUCAUAGAGAUGAGUCAUCUCUGGCAGGAGCUCAAUCUGAGCAUCGACGAAGAGUGGGAGUGCUCCGGUGAUAGCACGCGAUACCGAAGGAGGCUCGAAAAUGAAAGGGUCUUCGAGUUUCUUGCCGGCCUGAAUCGCGAGCUCAACGACGUGAGGGGACCGAUCCUCGGCCGGCGACCUCUUCCUUCAACCCGAGAAGUCUUCGCAGAGGUCAGAAGGGAGGAGAACAGGAGACGGGUGAUGUUGCGGCCCCAAAAUGAAUCCGCUACACUGGGCCCGGCUGUACAUGGAUCCGCCCAAAAAUUAGAUGGGCUACAAGCUGGGUCGGAUGCCUCAGCUCUUGUAUUAAAAGGCCCAGGAGGACCUAGUCAACGACCACAAAGAGGAAAAAUAUGGUGUGAACAUUGUCAAAAAACAGGACAUUCAAAAAAUACCUGUUGGGAGAUUCAUGGAAAACCGGCAGACUGGAAACCGAGACAAUACCACAAAAAUCGUGGGUACCAGGCCAGCACUGGCGGAUCAACUGAAAGAUCACAAGGAGAGAACAAUGAUACCCCGUCCGGCAGUGUCUUCAGUCUUGAACAGUUGGAUCAAUUAUAUAAGAUGUUUUCAUCAAUGCAAACAUCGGGUCAGUCUUCCUUUGGUUCUCUGGCUCAUCGAGGACCUAUCAUCAAGGAAGACGAUUGGCACUGCUAAAGCGUAUGAGGGACUCUACUACUUUGAGGAAGCAAGUUUGAGUGAACUAUGUAAUACUGCAAUUUGUGAUUCUACAUUUACUUCUAGAAAUAGUGAACUUUUGUUAUGGCAUUCGCGGAUGGGUCAUCCCAACUUUCAAUAUCUAAAACGUUUGUUUCCUUCUCUUUGUUCAAAUAAAAUGGCUUCUAAGUUUCAAUGUGAAGUGUGUGAGCUUGCUAAACAUCGUCGUACUUCUUUUCCAUCAUCCAUAUACAAACCAUCACGUCCAUUUGCUAUGUUUCACAGUGAUGUAUGGUGUCCCUCACGUUCCCUAAAUCGCACCAAUACAAAAUGGUUUGUGACCUUUAUCGAUGACCAUACUCGUCUUUGUUGGGUCUACUUAUUGAAAGAGAAAACUGAAGUCCGCUCCAUUUUUAUCAAUUUUCAUACCAUGAUUCAUACACAGUUUCAGACUCAUAUUCAGAUCCUACGUACUGCUAAUGGUACGGAAUAUUUCAAUACCAUCCUGGGAACUUAUCUUCAAGAUCAUGGGAUUGUUCAUCAAAGUUCUUGUGUGGAUACCCCUCAACAAAAUGGGGUUGCUGAACGAAAAAAUAGACAUAUACUUGAAGUAGCCCGGGCUUUAAUGUUUACUACCCACAUGAAACAUUAUUUUUGGGGCGAUGCCAUCUUAACAGCCACACAUCUCAUUAAUCGAAUGCCAAGUCGAGCACUCUCAUUUGUCACUCCUCUUCAGAAAUUUCAGGAAAACUUUCCUACCUCUCGACUCCCUUCCAGUCUCUCACUGAAAAUUUUUGGCUGUACUGCUUUUGUUCAUGUCCGUGCACACCAUCGCGAUAAAUUAGAUCCUCGUGCCAUUAAAUGUGUCUUCAUUGGUUAUUCACCUACCCAAAAAGGCUACAAAUGCUAUGAUCCGGUCUCUAAACGACUGUUCGUUAGUCUUGAUGUCACCUUUUUUGAAAUCACUCCUUAUUUCUCAAAGCCCUCUCUUCAGGAGGAGAAAUGGAGGAGUGAAGAUCGGUUCUUUGAUCCUUUUACUACUGAAUCUGCGGUUACUCCAGUUACUUCAUUCCCUGACCCAUCUUUUGAGUCUUCCAUUACAUUACUUCCCGACUUGCCAAACACAACUGAACACUUACCCUUCGGGGGAGAUGCAGGAGAACAUAACAAUGCAGACAUACUGGUUUACUUAAGAAAGCCGAAAACAAAGGAGAGGGAGAAUCUCAUACCUGAGGCACUAAGAGCGUUGGAACCGGUGAUGGCUCUGAAUAAUCAUGAGCCCUUGACUUAUCCUGAUCUGGUAAUUGAGUCUUCCUCUGAUAAUUCUGCACCUGAUGAUAUCAAUCUACCUAUUGCAAUCAGAAAACAAACCAGGUCAUGUACUCAAUAUCCUUGGUCGAAAUACAUGUCUUAUAAAAGCUUGUCUACAGGAUAUCGUGCGUUUGUCUCUAAUCUUGACAGGAUGAAAGUACCAAAAAGCAUUCAGGAAGCUCUAGAAAUACCAGAAUGGAGAGAGGCAGUCUUGGAAGAAAUGUGAGCCCUAGAAAAAAAUGGAACUUGGAAGUUGACAGAUCUACCGAAAAGGAAGAAGCCAGUAGGUUGUAAAUGGGUUUUCACAGUGAAAUGUAAAUCUGAUGGAACAGUUGAAAGAUAUAAAGCCAGACUUGUUGCAAAAGGCUUUACACAGACCUACGUCAUUGACUAUACUGAGACAUUUGCACCAGUGGCAAACUUAAAUAUAGUUCGGGUUCUCUUGUCCCUGGCAGCCAAUUUAGAUUGGCCAUUACAACAACUUGAUAUUAAAAAUGCUUUCUUAAAUGGAGAAUUAGAAGAGGAAGUUUACAUGACUAUACCACGAGGAUUCAGUAGAACAGGUGAAGAAAACAGAGUGUGUAAACUAAAGAAAUCGUUAUAUGGCCUCAAACAGUCUCCGAGAGCGUGGUUCGACAGAUUCGCAAAGGUACUAAAGAAUCAAGGGUAUCGACAAGGGCAAUCAGACCAUACACUAUUCUUCCAAUAGUCUGAAGGAGGUAAGAAAACAAUUCUAAUAGUGUAUGUUGAUGAUAUAAUCCUUACUGGUGAUGAUACUGAAGAAAUGGAGAGAUUGAAGAAGGUUCUGGCUACUGAAUUUGAAGUCAAAGACUUGAGACAGAUGCGGUAUUUUUUGGGCAUGGAAGUGGUAAGAACAAAAAAGGGGAUUAGUGUUUCUCAGCGAAAGUAUGUUACUGACCUCCUAGUUGAAACUGGCAUGCUAGGGUGCAAACCCAGUGAAACCCCGAUAGAAACAGUAAAGAGGGUUGAAGAUUGUGGAAAACCAGUAGAAAAGGAGAGGUAUCAGAGAUUGGUUGGCAAACUGAUCUACCUAUCACAUACUAGACCAGAUAUUGCAUUUGCAGUUAGUGUAGUAAGUCAACAUAUGCAUUCACCAAAGGAAGUUCACUUUGAUGCCGUAUACAAGAUCCUUAGAUAUCUCAAGGGAUCCCCAGGAAAAGGACUCUUCUUUAAGAAAUGUGAAAGCAAGGAAGUAGAGAUCUUUACAGAUGCAGAUUGGGCAGGAUCAGUGGAAGAUAGAAGGUCCACCGUAGGAUAUUGUACAUUCAUCUGGGGAAAUCUUGUGACGUGGAGAAGCAAAAAACAGAAUGUGGUGGCUCGUAGUAGUGCUGAAGCUGAAUUCAGGGCAGUCGCUCAAGGGAUUUGUGAAGGAUUGUGGUUAUGAAAACUCUUGGAGGAAUUACAGGUACCGGUGAACCUUCCUAUCAAACUCUACAGUGAUAACAAGGCAGCUAUUAGCAUCUCUCUUAAUCCAGUCCAACAUGACAGGACUAAACAUGUGGAGGUAGACAGACACUUCAUCAAAGAAAAAAUUGAAGAAGGAAUUAUAUGUAUGACUUAUGUACCAACCAAGGAACAAACUGCAGAUAUCCUCACUAAAGGCUUGGGGCGACAGAGUUUUGAUGAUCUUAUUAGCAAGUUGGAGAUGAUUAAUAUUUAUGAUCCAACUUGAGGGGGAGUGUUAAAAUAUCAAUCCCGAAUAUCUUUGUAAAUAAAAUACAAAUUAGGAAAGUGGGUAAUUAUAGGAGAUUUGAUAUUAUUUAAUAGGAAAUUGUUUCCUUGUUUCGAAUAGGUAAUUGUAUUAUAUAUUGGUUUGUACGUAAGAACAAUAUAGAGAAGAAAUAUUAGUUUCCAA
Molecule: messenger RNA, 7503 nt
Organism: Malania oleifera
Lineage: Eukaryota; Viridiplantae; Streptophyta; Magnoliopsida; Santalales; Ximeniaceae
Product: pentatricopeptide repeat-containing protein At4g21065-like
Exons: 3
Coding region: 28-1953 (641 amino acids)
Biological process (GO): RNA modification
Molecular function (GO): protein binding; RNA binding; zinc ion binding
Source: RefSeq, a predicted model, not a curated record